AUGGCACUUGCCUUGAGUGUUGCCCUGGGUUUGGCCUUGGGUGCCAGCCCAGUGAGCGCUGGUCCAGUGAACGCCAAACCAGCUGGCGGAUUGGACCAGAUUGAGCAUGUCGUUCUCUUCAUGCAGGAGAAUCGGGCUUUCAACCAUUAUUUUGGAACCAUGGCCGGCGUGAGAGGUUUCAAUGACCCGAAUGUUCAGGUCAACUCCGACGGACGUUCCGUCUGGUACCAAACCGUUGACAAAUCCUUGUCCACCGAGACUGACUAUCUGCUGCCAUGGUACCUCAACUAUCUCGGCGGAGACUGGGCGCAGGCAACUCAGUGCAUGGUUGCAGGAUCCAAUGGUUAUGAUGCUAAUCACGCCGCUCUUAAUGGCGAUCUCAACAAUCAUUGGGCCAUUAAAAAUACGCCCUAUAGCUGGGGUUACUUCAAGAGACAGGAUCUCCCUGUUCACUUUGCCAUGGCCGAGGGAUACACUGUCAAUGAUAUGUAUCAGGAAGGUCAAAUGACGGCAACUAACCCCAACCGUGUGACUUGGGUUAGUGGAAAUAUUAAUGCCACUGGUUAUCCUUAUAUUGAUAACAAUGAAACUCCCGGCUGUGAAUCCGGAGCAACCGGACCGUUCUCUUGCUACCCCCUUACCUGGGAGACUACCUUUGAGGUUUACCAGCGCCUCAACGUGACCUGGCAAGUGUGGCAGGACACCAACAACUUUGAUGACAACGCAAAUGCCUGGUUCCAGCAGUAUCAAAACGCACCAGACAACUCUCCCCUGCACGUCCACGGCAACUCUUUCCAGUAUACCCUCGACGACUUUGCUAAGGCCGCUGCCGCAGGCACCCUUCCCCAAGUCAGUAUUAUUGUUGGACAGACUGAAUUGUCGGAACAUCCUCCUUGGCAACCUAAGGAUGGAGCCUGGUUGCAUCAGCAAAUCUUCAAUGCUGUUGUCAACAGCCCCAAGUACCACCAGACUGCCUUGUUUAUCUCUUAUGACGAAACUGGUGGCUUUGGUGACGCUGUUACCCCCUUCCACUCCCCCUCCGGAACCGCAGGUGAAUGGAUCCAAGAUCCCCUGGGAAAAUUCGGCCAAACCUACACCGGCCCUGGUUUCCGUGUCCCCUCCUGGAUUGUCUCACCCUGGACUCGUGGUGGACGAGUCUUUGGCGAGCACUGUGACCACAACUCUCAAAUCCUGUUUGUUGAGAAGUGGCUCCAGGCCAAGGGAUACAGCAACGUCGAGCUCAAGGGUAUGGCUCCUUGGCGCCGUGAGAACAUGUGCGAUUUCGUCAAUGCUUUUGACUUUGCCCACCCUGACUACAGCAUUCCCCAAGUUCCCACCGCUGCUGCUCCCCAUACUGACUCCAAUGGCAACUUUGAUGGAGCAUCUCUCUGUGAAGCAGCCCACCCCUCAACAAGGCCACCAGUGCCAUACGGUAAGCAAACUCUUCAGGAUUCCUUGUACUUCGAAAACGGAUUCAAGAAAGUGGUUGGCUAUUUGACCGAAGGCCGCUAUCUGACCUUUGAACUAAACGGAUACGCUUUGACCAACCCUGGAAAUGGUGACAAGGUUACUACCACCAAGGCAACAGCUGCUCACGACAGCAAGAACCAGCGUUGGGUCAUUCAUGCGUCCAACGGCACUUUCAAGAUUUCAAGUGCCCUUGAUGGACGAUUCAUUGGGGAUCAUGGCAAGGACGGAAUUCAGCUGGGAGCUGCCAGUGAUGCAGCUAGCUUCAAUAUUAGCUUCGAAGCUAAUAGCGGCUAUAGUAUCCAGUACAACGGCGGCAAGUUCUUGGCUGUCAACCCGGCUGGAAAGGUGCACGCUAUUGCCAGUGACAAGGCCCAGUAUGAUAUCUACAGUGUGUCCUACCACAACUAGGCGCUCACUGUAUUUCACAUGAUGCGGAAUCAUUGAGAUAGUAUUACAUACCUCUUUUUGGCCUGGGAACACUCAGACAAUAAAUAGAUAGAAAUCCAAAGAUAGUUCUAGC
Talaromyces stipitatus ATCC 10500 is the source of this 1990-nucleotide messenger RNA. RefSeq names its product non-hemolytic phospholipase C precursor, putative. Gene Ontology annotation, molecular function: hydrolase activity, acting on ester bonds. The record is from RefSeq and is a predicted model, not a curated record. The coding region runs from base 1 to 1878 and encodes 625 amino acids. The transcript has 5 exons. Lineage: Eukaryota; Fungi; Ascomycota; Eurotiomycetes; Eurotiales; Trichocomaceae.